AUGAUGAUGAAGACCGUGUCCUAUUUGUUUUGCAUAGAUCCUUUGGUCGACAACGACGAUGACGAGGACAGCAAUGAUAUUGUGACUUCGAGUAGUACAACAAACCAGUCAGACUUGGAUGUAUCUGUGGAUGAGGAACAGGCUUUGAUCAUAGCACCCACAAAAGUAGUGCGUCGCUGCACCGAUUUCGGGUGCUGCAUAGCUUGGCUGUUAUUCGGAGGGGUAGUUCUUGCGGCGGUCAUGCUAGGCUCUUACAAGCCAGAGCGCCACGAUUUCAUUCGGCUGACCAACGAAGCUGGCACACAGUGCGGUGUUUACACCGAGGUGGGCAAUAAUUUCUGGUACCUCUGCGGCGCAGAAUUGGGCAAUGGCAGCUUUCUUGCGACCUGCGUCCCGCGCUGCGAAAUUAAAACCUCCCGGCGCGAGGCCUACUGUGAACUCGCAUGGCCCGGCCUGACUGCUUCUGACUACGACUCCGACCAGGUGGGACCUCUUUGCUGGCCCACCAAUGCGACACUGGCGGCCAACCUAAGGGCUCAGCUGCAAGCAAAUGGCUAUGAUAGCAUCGACAUGUACAUCACAUUGCACUUUGCAUGGCCUCCACUGGCGGUGGCUGGCUUCUUGUCGAUCCUCGUAUCCCACACGUGGGUUCGAGUUCUGCGCGAUCAUGCGAGCACACUGGCCUGGCUUGGCGUGUACCUGCUGGUCAUUCUGCCCCUGGUUUGCCUGGCCUAUAUGUGGCUUGCCUACGGCGAAGUACAGCGAAUCACCGCCAUUUUCCUGGUCUCCCUGGCGUGUAUGUUUGCUUGCCUGGCCUGUCGCAGCACGCCUCAGCUGGACAAAGCGGCGAUUUGUCUCCAUGCGGCCUGCCAGUGUGUCACAGAUAUGCCGAUGCUGGAAGUGGGACCGGCGCUUGUCAUGAUCUCCAAGAUUGCUUGGUUUCUCCUGAUGCUAUUUUGCUUGAGGUUUCUUCCGACCACGCUGCAUUUUGACAUCCGCACAGGUCAGCCCAAGUUUUUGUUUUACGGCGGUCCAGCUCACGAAGUGGCGGACGUGUCCUGCGCCGUGCUCUACAGCAUUUUCGCGCUGUGGACCUGGAACUUGAUCAACACCUUCUGGGAGCUGGCGAUUUCGGCGCUCACGGUGCUGUGGUUUGUCCACCUCAGGGAGACGGGGGAGGUGCCUGGCAUGGCGCUGAGCCUCCACACGCUCUGGCUGCUGCUGAGGUACCACCUGGGCAGCUGCGCCAUGGGCGCCGUGUGCAUCGGCUUCGUGCGGCCGCUGCGGUUCUGCCUGGGCACUCUCACGGCGGUGCAGCGCAUGGAGCGCAACCCCUUCGGCUGGAUGGAGCAGAGCUGCUGCCCGUGCCUGGGCACCGCCUACGGCUGCCUGGACCGCUUCUCGGCCAAUGCCUUCGUGGACCUGGUGCUGCACUCCUCCUCUCUGAGGCAAGCCAUGGAGCAGUCCCAGAAGAACUCCGUGAGGUGCCAGCUGGUGGCCAACUCCCUGAAUGGCACCACCUUUUUGUUUCAGACCAUUUGCUUAGCUCUCACCUGGUGGCUGGGCUUCACUGUCAGCUACGUUGCAGUGACACAGAUUCCGGAAUAUAGCGAACCAGAACACUUUGGCUACGUUCCUUACACCAGCCGCUGGUGUGUAACCAGCGGCUUCAUUGCUUUGAUUUGCUCCUACCCUCACAUGAUGGUUUUUGACACCUCUUCAGAUGCCAUACUGUAUCUGGACACCGAGAGACUCAUACUCGAUGAGCUCCGGCAGGAUAGAACUGCCGCCGAGGAUGAGUCGAACGUUCCAGUUCUUUCCUCGUUGCAAGACAUGGCACGAUACGUGAUGAGUUGUGGCAUGCCUCCAUGA
This is a messenger RNA of Effrenium voratum, 1872 nucleotides long. The record is from the annotation of a GenBank genome assembly. NCBI's taxonomy places the organism in Eukaryota, Dinophyceae, Suessiales, Symbiodiniaceae.